Porites evermanni is the source of this 877-nucleotide messenger RNA. Lineage: Eukaryota; Metazoa; Cnidaria; Anthozoa; Scleractinia; Poritidae. The record is from the annotation of a GenBank genome assembly.
GUGAAGGGAAAGAGAGUAGAGGGUGGGCCACAGAUGUUGCAGCUCAGUCUGGACGGAAAGCGAUUAUACUUUACAACAUCGCUUUACAGUGUAUGGGACAACCAGUUUUAUCCCAGCCUCCCCAAGUACGGCAGUCAGCAUUUUCAUUGAUAAGAAAAGAUAAAAAAUUGCUUAAUUAUUUCCUUCCUCGGAAGUCUGGUUUUAUGGACUGCGGACGUAAUCACACGACGACAACUUAAAAGGAGUGAAAACGCAGCGUUCUUUCAUUGCCUUAAUUUCAAAAUUCAUCGCGAUUUUCCCAACUUGCUUACCGUGUCAAAUGUAGUCGAACUCUCUUGGAGCUGAAUUCCUGACUAUUGAAGUUCAGAAAGAGAGAAAAAUUCAUUUUCGUUUGUUCACGUCCUCCAUAAAUUAUAACAGGCGAUUUCUGUCCAAGUCGGCAAAGAAAUAUAUAACUAAAAAGUUUAACCAAAUGUCAUGUGGGGCGGCUUUGUGCUAACUAAUUGAACCUAUGAUGACUGGCCUGUUGCCAACUCCUUGAGUAUUUUCGUAUUUUCUUAAAAAUAUCCUGCCAUUCUAGAAGCUUCUACUUCCUCAUAAACCAUUCAUUCAACGCCGCCACCAUUCCAGAACGGCCGCUUAGUUCCCUCUCCAAGUUAACAGAUGUGGAGAUGAUUGACUGUAGCAUUUUUUCUCUUACGCUUUUCUUCACAGGAAAGGUAGCAUGUUGCUUCAAGUGGACGCUGAUACAGUCAAUGGUGGUCUCAAGUUGAAUCCUGAUUUCUGCGUUGAUUUUGGAGAGGAACCCGAUGGACCCACCUUUGCACAUGAAGUGCGAUAUCCGGGAGGAGACUGUUCCUCUGACAUAUGGCUGUAA